This is a messenger RNA of Lotus japonicus, 4808 nucleotides long. Its product is annotated as TMV resistance protein N-like. The transcript has 7 exons. Bases 114 to 4709 code for a protein of 1531 amino acids. The record is from RefSeq and is a predicted model, not a curated record. Gene Ontology annotation, molecular function: ADP binding. Gene Ontology annotation, biological process: defense response; signal transduction. NCBI's taxonomy places the organism in Eukaryota, Viridiplantae, Streptophyta, Magnoliopsida, Fabales, Fabaceae.
UGCACAGAAGUCAGAAGAUAUCAAUGAGCAUUUCAUUGACUUACAUCUCCUUGAUCUAGAGGACACAAAACUCUCUGCAGUCAAGCUAUAAGAAUUGAUAUAUUUGAGCUAAGAUGACACAACACAUGGCUGCCUCAUCCUCCUCCUCCACCUCUUCUUUCAGCAAUGGGUGGGUUUACCAUGUUUUCUUGAGCUUUAGGGGAGAAGAUACACGUGAGACUUUUACUGGCAACCUUUACAGUGCCCUUGAUCAAAGGGGAAUCAACACUUUCAUAGAUGAUGAGGAGCUGAGGAUUGGGGAAGAGAUUUCACCAUCUCUUCUCAAUGCAAUAGAAGAGUCUAGGAUCGCCAUCAUCAUAUUCUCCAAAAACUAUGCCUCGUCCACUUGGUGCCUGGACGAACUUGUCAAGAUUCUUGAGUGUAAGAAACACAAGGGACAGGGGGUUUGCUCAAUUUUCUAUAAUGUGGAUCCAUCAGAUGUGCGGCAUCAGAGAGGGAGUUAUGAAGAAGCAUUUGUUAUGCUUGAAGAAAAAUUCAAAGACAACAAGGAGAAGGUGCAAAAGUGGAGGUCAGCUUUGUCUGAAGCAGCCAACCUGUCCGGCUGGCAUUUCAAUAGAGGGUACGAGUAUAAAUUUAUCCAAAGAAUCGUUGAUGAGGUGUCAAGGAAAUUGAAUUGCAUCCCUCUAAAUGUUGCUAGACACCCUGUUGGACUCCGAGCUCGUGUAUCGGAUGUUAACUCACUCUUAGAACUUGGUUGCUAUGAUGUUAGAAUGGUAGGGAUUUAUGGCAUUGGCGGAAUUGGUAAAACAACCAUUGCUAAAGCUGUGUACAACACAGUAUGUGAUCAAUUUCAAUAUGCCAGUUUUCUUGCAAAUGUCAGAGAAAAUGCAAGCCAUAGAACUGGCUUAGUCAAACUCCAAGAGCGGCUUCUGUUCGAGAUACUUGGUGAUAAAACAAUAAAGUUGGGCAAUGCUGACAGAGGAAUCAAUAUAAUAAAAGAUAGGCUAUGCAGAAAAAGAGUUCUAUUGGUUAUUGAUAAUGUGGAUGAUGUGGACCAACUAGAAGCAUUAGCAGGAGGAUUUGAUUGGUUUGGUCCUGGAAGCAGGAUUAUCAUAACUACAAGAGAUAAACAUCUUCUAACUGCACAUCAAGUUGAUUUGACUUAUGAGGUUAAAAAGUUAAAUCAUGUUGAAGCUCUUCAACUAUUUAGUUGGAAUGCUUUUAAACGAAGUGAGCCUGAUGUAAGUUAUCUUGAAAUCUCAAAUCGUGCAGUGUGUUAUGCAGAAGGUCUUCCAUUGGCUUUAACAAUACUAGGUUCUGAUCUGUGUGGUAGAAGCAUUCAUCAAUGGGAAUCUGCAUUGGACAAAUACAAGAGAACUCCUAAUAGGAAAGUUCAGGAUAUACUGAGAAUAAGCUUCGAUGGGUUAGAGGAAAAUGAAAAGGAAAUUUUCCUCUAUAUUGCAUGUUUCUUCAAAGGAGAGAUAAUGGAAUACGCGGUAAAAGCAUUACGCGCUUGCAAUCUUCACCCAGCUAUUGGUAUUGCUGUGCUUGUUGAUAAGUCUCUCAUAACUAUGGAUGAAAUAUAUGUAUUGUCGAUGCAUGAUCUUAUACAAGAUAUGGGUAAGGAAAUUGUUAGGCAAGAAUCACCAUUAGAUCCAGGAAAACGCAGCAGGCUUUGGUAUUAUGAGGAUGUGCUUCAAGUACUGACCGAAGGAACGGGAACUGAUAAGAUUCAAGGUAUAAUGCUGAAUCUACCUGAAAAGCAAGAGGUGCAGCUAGAAUCUCAAGUCCUAAAGAAGAUGAAAAACCUUAGAAUGCUAAUAGUUCGCAACGCUGAAUUUUUCGGAGGUCUUGUAGAUCUACCAAGCAAUCUAAGGCUGCUUGACUGGGAGGAAUACCCUUCUCCAAGUUUCCCAUCUGAGAUACUUCCAGAGAAAAUUGUAAUGCUAGAGCUGCGGCGCGGUCAUCUAACUUUGGACAUGCCAUUCAAGAAAUAUGCAAAUCUGACUUCUAUGAAUUUUAGCUCUUGUGAAUUGCUGACAAAAAUACCUGAUGUUUCUGGGAUCCCAAAUUUAGAGCAAUUGAUUCUUGAAGAUUGUAAAGGUUUACUUGAAAUCCAUGAAUCCCUUGGAUCACUUGAUAAACUAGUUUAUUUAGGUGUUGAAAGGUGCACUGAGCUAAAGAAUUUACCGAGCAAUCUCAAGUUGCCAUCUUUAGGAUGCAUUGUUCUUAAUGGGUGCACUCAACUUGAGAAGUUCCCAAAUUUGUUGGGAAAAAUGGAAAAUCUGAAAAUGAUCGAGGCGGAAGAGACAGCUAUACAAGAAUUGCCUUCUAAUGUGGUCAAUUUUAUCAGCCUUGAGGUUUUAACACUAAAGCGUUGCUCAAAUCUUAAGGAACUUCCUAGAACCAUUGAUAUGUUGCCAAAUCUUCAGUUACUUGAUAUUUCUGGCUGUCCCCAACUUCAACUGUUUCCAGAGAAAAUCAGUUGUUUCAGCACCCAAAACUACUCAACCAUGCUUCCAGAGUCUGAUGAAAGUUCAUCAAACGUAGUCUCUCCAGGUAUCCAAUCCUCAUAUCGGUUCCCUUUAAUGGAAAACCUUGAUCUCAGUGACUGCAAUCUCUCAGAUGGAGAUCUACAUAACCUUAGUUGCUUUUCCCACCUCAUAUCAUUAGACAUAUCAAGAAAUCAUUUUGUAGCCCUACCCGAAUGCUUCAACGGACUUGGUAGCUUGGAGGAGCUUUACAUGGCCAAUUGCAGGAAUUUUCGACAAAUUUCAGGGAUUCCACCUAACUUGGAACUUAUAGAUGCUACUAGUUGCACACUGUUGAAUUCACAAUCCUUGAACCUGCUAUUAAGCCAGGGAUUCCAUAAGGAAUCGAAAUUCGAAGUUAUAGCACCAAGGCCAAAGAUACCAAUUCCAUUAAACUACCUCAGCAAAGGAGGAUCCAUGUCAUUCUGGAUUGGCCAGAAGUUCCCUAGAAUUGCUCUAUGUUUCAUUUUUGGACUUGGAAAUAAAACAACUGGAUUUAUCACCUGUGAAGUCCAGCUUUCUAUUAAUGGUCAGAGAGCAUCUAGUAGAGAACAGCACUUCCUUUCAGUUUCCGGUGAUCUUGCAUGGCUGUAUCAUCAAGAAGAUUUGAUGGAUUUAAAUACACAUUUACUGCAAGAACAGAAUUAUGUGGAAGUUUCUUGUGAAAUUAUAGAUGCGAGUAGAGCUUCAGAAGUGACAAUAUACUGUUGUGGAGUUCAUGAGUAUAAGGAAGAUGAGGAAGUGGAGAAACCAAAGUUGAUAUUGUGCAAAAGUUAUAAUAACAAUGAAUGUCAUUAUGGUAAUAACUUGGGAACUUAUUUCUGCACACUGCCUGAGAAUUUUAGGCUUCAUGAAAUAUCAGACGAGCAGGUGCAACAGCUUUCGGCUGCAAUCAUGCCAGAAAUGCUUGAAGGUAAUGAUUCUAUGGCUCAAAAGGGAAAGACUACGAAUAUUGUGCUGGCUGAUACAAUACAUCAAGGCAAGGAGAUUUCUUCAUUGAAUUUACAGCUACAUGAUGAUAGAACUCAGGAUCCGAUGCUCUUAGAGUUUCAAUUGAACCACAUGAAUGAGAAUCAACUUCUUCAUAAUGAUACAUCUGAAAAUAAAGAAGUUGGGCCUACAAUGGAGGCUCUAGUUUCUCCGACCAAAGCUGGAUCAAAAGCCUAUGAAAAUGAUGUUCCGAAGGAGGUGUCAGAAUCUCUUGAGAAGAUGAGAAUGAAACCAGAUGAUGUUCAUGUGGAGUCACAAGCAAGACAUGAGGCACCAGUUAGUGCUGCAAAGCUAGUUAAUCAAAUGGGAGAUCAACAUGUUGAUAGAAGAAGCUUCCCUCAACUAAUCAAUCCCCAAUCCUAUGUUGACCUCUCAGAAAACUCUUGCUCUUUGAGCAACGAGCAUGUAGUGAUUCAAAUGGAACACAACACGUGUCAGUUUAAUGACAAUAUGGAAGCAUUUUAUGCUGCCCUCCAUGCUGAGACCUAUGCUCCUCCAUCACCUUUAUCAUUAAGAGACACUAGAGAUGAUUCAGAGUUGGCUUAUCCUCAAAUGAGUGAAGAAUCCAAGAAAGCCUUGGAAAUCCUGAAAGAACUCCUCUCCAAACAAUUUUGUUAUCUUCUGGACUCAACAUCAUCCACAUCCAUGAAAACUACCUUAGAAUAUCUUUGCACUUUGUUUGCAGAUGAUGAUGAGGUCUCUCUGAGUUUAAAGUCUCUAAUACUACAACUUUCAGCUGAACUUCCCCAGUGGAGUUGGGUCUACACUGAUGCAAGCAUGAAACUUGAGUCCUCAAGUUCUGGUCUAUUAAGGCUAGAUACAGUAGAAGAGGGUCUUGUAACCAACAAGAACCAGUUUAGUGAAUUUGUGUCUAUAGAAAAAGAGCUGUGCAGCCAGUUGGCUGAUUUGGAACAGAGAAAGAAAGAGCUAGAAGAGAAAAUUAAUGCCAUUAAAGCAAACAUCUCCAUGUCUGCAGUGGCUAGGGACUCUGCUCUUAGAAAGAAAAGUGAAACCUAUGUGGAAGGAAGAGUGUUGAAAGCUCAAAGAGAUGAGUUGAGGAAGCGAAAGCCGACCUUAAUAGCAGAGAAAGAAUCAGCAAAAGCUAUCAAAGCAAGCAUUGAGGAUGAGUGGUCAAAGAUUAGAGAGAAAUUUGAUAGAAUCUUGAAUACUUUUGGGUUAGAUUAUUGAAUUAGGUACUGCCAUUUGAUCAUACAAGUAUAGGAAAUUUUGGUAAGUUAUAGAAGAACUAUUCUAUUCCAUAGACUAAUCUAUUUAAUUUUUUCUUCA